AUGGCAGUUGGUUUUCGGUCUGAGUUAUCCACUCCUGUUCAUCGAGGAAGCAGCACUGCCAAAGGAGCGUGGUCCAAGAAGAUGGAGGUGGAAGACGAGUGUGAAGAAACGGUGAUCGGAGACAAAGUGAGACAUCAAGUGUGCCGCGACCAAGCAGUUCAAGAUGCCAUACCCUCACAUCCACGGCGACGACGACUUCUCUUAUCCACCGAUAGCGCCUUCGCCGAUACGGUGCUCCCAUCCCUCAUCCACAACCCAAACAUCGAGCUGCGCCUGAUCACGGACGAACCCUCGGCUCUGCUCACUGGAACGAACAAAAUUCCACACUAUAUGGACACGGUUGAUAGCCAAACGUUUGACAAGAAGACUGGGGCGAGGAAAUGGCUGAAGGCAAAAACUGCGGAGCUGUGUGAAUGGGCGGACAUGCUGUUGGUUGCGCCCAUCGAUGCUGGAGCCCUUGGUGCGAUGUUGGCUGGUUUGACAAACACUUUGACCUUGGCGCUGCUUCGUGGUUGGGUGUCAAAGAAACCAGUCGUACUCAUUCCAGGAAUGACUGUGUCGGAAUGGGAUCAUCCGCUAAGUUCUCGCCAACUUGACGAGAUAAGCUGUUUUUGGCCUUGGGUCCGCAUUGUUAGGCCUGUGCUCUGGAAGUCAAAUGGGCCUGAAGAAUUGACAAUACUUCCAUGGGACGGGCUAAAGGAGUUGCACGGAACAUUGGAAACGACAUUAAAGCUUCCUUCGUGGGAUGCUACUUUGACUGGGGCUAGUUUGAAUGGCGCGGCCACAGCUACGAAAACUGCAUCGACAUCUAUAUACUCACCAUUGGCCUCGGGGAGUGGCAGUGGAUCUGCGCUGCGGAGCAUCCCGAAACCCGAAGGCAGCGCCCAUUUUUUACCUCUCGAGAUAUGGCUGAACGUUUUUGAAGAUCAACUAGGAGAUUGGGAAACAGCGAAAGCUGUUGGCAUUCCUUCGAAUCUCCCUGUCCCCAAAGAAUGGCAGAGCCAUUUGCUCAAAAUGUCCACACCAGCUUCACUCGAAUAUACCAUCCUGCGAGGAUCUUUCGCUGCAAUUAAAAAGCGAAUUGACGCCCUUCCUCGCUGGAAGCCGCUUUCUGACCUUGCAUGCCACCUAAUAGUCAAGUUUUCCCGAACCGAUAUCCUCUCUUAUCUCACUGAAAACCACUUGGACCUCCUGUGGACGACCUCUCGACUCACCAAUAUUCCAUACCGUGCAUCCGCGAUUUACGGCAACCCAAAGGUUCUCACCUGGUGGCGUGAUGCGCCCGCUCUGCCCAACAAAGAGUACAUGGCAGAUGCCAUGGAUGGCGCCUCCCGAGCCGGAUAUCUCCAUGUUCUGGAUUGGUGGCUCCAUUCCGGCCUUCCGCUGCGGUACAGCGAGCGUGCCCUCGAAGCCGCAAGUGCAGAAGGCCGAAUCGACGUGCUUGAUUGGUGGAAGACUGCUUCCGCAAACGCCCCAGCACACAGCCCUGUACCCCUCAAACCCGGCAAAUCCGUCCUUCUUGCAGCACAGAUGGGCCGCACUGCAUCACUCGCUUGGUGGGAUGCAUCGGGCAUCCCAUACAGCCACGCCGAGAACGUUGCUCGCAUCUCAAGCACCCACGGCCACGUACAUGUCCUCGAGUUCUGGUACCAACUCAAGGGUCCCAAGAUGAUUUUCGAUAAUCAGGUCUUGGUCGGCCCCACGAAGAAUGGACACGACCAUGUGCUGCAAUGGUGGAAGACCUGCGGGAUGCGCGUUGAGUUCAAAACAUGCGAUAUUGAAGAAGCGCUUGAAGACGCAGAUCCCACAUCUGGUGCCGAGGGCCGAGUCCGGCGUUGGUGGGAGCGGAAUGGGCUCAACCUUGGAGUUGAGAAGACUCAAGUGCGCAGACUAGCGACAGCUGCCAUCCCAAGCAUUCUCGUACCACCACUCAUCUUCAUCGGACUCCUCCUUGGCCUCUGGACCUGGAAAUGUUUCUGGAUCAUCGUCAUGCAAAACAAGCUUCUUUACAUCUCCUGGCUGCCACCAUUUACGCGCUCUGAGGUUAUAUCAGAUUACGAAGUCGAGUGCAGGCCUGUAAAAUGGGAAGAGAAGCAGAUACGCAGUCUUGAUGGGACUAAAUUGGCUGUUUGUGAGGGCCGCAUUCCAUCCAGCCUUAAGGACCGUGGAUCUACGCCUGGCAUUUGUACUUCGAGUUCUCAAAACAAGGAGACUGUGGGAUUGAAACGGAAAAGAUCUGUUGUUAUCUGUUAUUUUCAAGGGAAUGGUGGUUCAACGCCUAUGCGAUUGCCACUUCUUUCGCAGGUCUUGCGUUCGAUUACGGAAGCUUCUAAAUCAACAGACGGAACGACAUCAGACUCUGGAGACACAGAGUUUACGAUUGUUGCGCUGUCAUACCGGGGUUACUGGACAUCUUCUGGCCGCGCUACACAGUCCGGCAUCGAGAUGGAUGCCCAAGCAUUCUUAGACUGGGUUUCAAAGACCUACGCGGCCCCAGACACCCAUCUUGAACUUGUUCUAUGGGGCCACAGCUUAGGAGCAGCAGUUGCUAGCACAGCAACAGCUACCUAUCUUCCGCGUCAUGAAGACAGAUUGAAAUCAUCUUCGGAGACAAACAGUGGCCGGCCACUGCCGCCCAUUUCUCGGCUAAUCUUGGAGGCACCGACCUCCAGUAUCAAGGAUAUGUUGAUUGCCCUUUAUCCGCAGAAAUGGCUUCCGUAUCGAUAUAUGUGGCCCUUUUCUUGGAAUACAUGGGAUAUCAUGGCGAAAAUGAGCGAAAUGGCCAUGUGGAGAGACCGUGGUAAUAGUCUGGCUGGCUCCGAGAGCUUUGUAUCUGGCGCGAUGAAUCCACCACCCCGCUCAAUUCCACCGAUAUUUCUCCUUGCUGCAGAGAAAGAUGAGGUUAUUCCGGCAUACGUGCCGGAUCAGCUAGAAAAACGAGCGAAGUCACUCGGUAUGCAAAUUUACCGGAAAGAUGUCCUAGGUGCAAUGCACACUGAGGGACCACUCAAACUGGAUGGGCGGAAAGCAAUGGUGCAAUUUAUCCUCCAUGGUACCCCGAUACCGAAAAGCAUACCCUCAAAAUAA
Penicillium arizonense is the source of this 3087-nucleotide messenger RNA. RefSeq lists its product as uncharacterized. Gene Ontology annotation, biological process: coenzyme A biosynthetic process. The record is from RefSeq and is a predicted model, not a curated record. Gene Ontology annotation, molecular function: phosphopantothenoylcysteine decarboxylase activity; FMN binding. The transcript has 2 exons. Gene Ontology annotation, cellular component: phosphopantothenoylcysteine decarboxylase complex. NCBI's taxonomy places the organism in Eukaryota, Fungi, Ascomycota, Eurotiomycetes, Eurotiales, Aspergillaceae. Bases 1 to 3087 code for a protein of 1028 amino acids.